Messenger RNA from Acanthisitta chloris (rifleman), 647 nucleotides. It is a transcript of the gene TMEM64, whose product is annotated as transmembrane protein 64. The record is from RefSeq and is a predicted model, not a curated record. The coding region runs from base 46 to 609 and encodes 187 amino acids. The transcript is spliced from 3 exons. NCBI's taxonomy places the organism in Eukaryota, Metazoa, Chordata, Aves, Passeriformes, Acanthisittidae.
CUGCUCAACGUGGCCGCCGGUUACCUCUACGGCUUCGUGCUGGGCAUGGGGCUGAUGGUGCUCGGCGUCCUCGUCGGCACCCUGGUUGCCCACGUGGCCUGCAAGCGACUGUUGGCCCGCUGGGCACGGACCAGGAUCCAGGGCAGCGAGACCCUCAGUGCCAUCGUCCGAGUCGUGGAGGGCGGCAGUGGCCUCAAGGUGGUGGCUCUGGCGCGGCUGACGCCGAUCCCCUUCGGGCUGCAGAAUGCUGUCUUCGCGAUUACAGAUUUGUCACUACCCAACUACCUGAUGGCUUCUUCACUUGGGCUGCUUCCUACUCAGCUCCUUAACUCGUACUUGGGCACUACCUUGCGCACCAUGGAGGAUGUGAUUGCAGAGCAAAGUGUUAGUGGCUAUUUUAUAUUUGGUUUACAGAUUGUCAUAAGCAUAGGACUCAUGUUUUAUGUCGUUCACCGAGCUCAAGUGGAACUUAAUGCAGCUAUUGUAGCAUGUGAAAUGGAAAUGAAGACAUCGCUCGUUAAAGACAGUCAACCAAGCAUCAGUGGUUCUACCACAUACUGCAACAAAAGGACAGUAGCAUUCUCUGGAGGAGGUGUCAAUAUUGUGUGAUUUCAAGUGUUAAUAACUAAGUAAGGUUUUGUGAACCU